Messenger RNA from Aureobasidium namibiae CBS 147.97, 3705 nucleotides. RefSeq names its product citron like protein. The record is from RefSeq and is a predicted model, not a curated record. Gene Ontology annotation, molecular function: guanyl-nucleotide exchange factor activity. The transcript has 2 exons. Lineage: Eukaryota; Fungi; Ascomycota; Dothideomycetes; Dothideales; Saccotheciaceae. The coding region runs from base 1 to 3705 and encodes 1234 amino acids. Gene Ontology annotation, biological process: intracellular signal transduction.
AUGGCCCAGUACUCGCAACAACAGGGCCGCUCCUCGUCGCAGCAGCGUGAAGCUGCCUAUAACAACAUCUUUGGUCCGCCUGCUGCUGCUCAGCAACAACAGGGCCGCUCGCAGACCAUGCUCUCCCAGCCCAUGAGACCCCCCACCGAACGCGCCGCCACCAUGUCGUCGCAGAUGUCCGAUUACAUGCAACGAGCCCCUCCCAUGCGAGCAUAUCCCCCGCCGCAGAGCAACCCUCGUCCUGCUCCUCAUCAUCAAGGAUCCUACAACUCUCCAUCUCCUCCUAUCCAGAACGGCGACUAUCACCACCCCUCACAACCGCAACAUCACCAGCAGCAGCAGCCACCACCACAACAAUAUCCCAGUUCUCCCCAGCCCCACCGCCAGCCUCAACCCCAGUACCUACCUCAGCCCCUCCGUCCCGAUCGCCGCCCAUAUGCUGCUCCCCAGCGCCUCGAUCCGCGUGGUCCGCCGCCUUCGCAGCCUUAUGCCCGCACUUACACUGGCGGACCCGCCAUGGCCCCUGGUCCUGCGCCUGCCCUCAAUUCCGACAGCUACCGCUCACAAUCCAUGGCCGCAACCUCUCGGCCUAAUUUCCCUGUGCAGCAUAGUCAGAGCAGCUACAACAUAGCUCCUGCACAUGCUUUCCGUCAGCAACCAUACAUGAGCAAUCAUCUGGCAAGGACUACUGCUCAAGGAAGAGUCGUACCUGACCGUCCCGCUGAUGAGCGAACCAUGUCCAUGUCUUCGUAUUCACGCGAUCAAGACCACAGUCAGAUCAUGAGUGGUCGCGUCAUACCUCAGCGCAAACGUGGUGACUCCGAGGUGAGUCAGCAACAGGAUCCUUUCGCCGUCGCCGCCGCCAAGGGUAGAACUCCUAGCCAGGGUAGCAUUCAAUCGCGCUCCAUGUCUAUGGCAUCCACUAUCGCUCCCUCGGAAUAUACAGAGACUACUGCUGGCGCCGCUCAGUCUCCACGACCCUCCAUAACCGCUUCGUCCACCCGUUCCAACAGCCAAAUCCAACAAGGCAACGGACAGAUGAUAGCUCAAAGACGUCCGUCCCUCGUUUAUGGCGCUCUUCUUUCCAAGGUCGCCGCCGCCUUUUACGAUAGAAUCCCAAUGGCGGAGAAGGAGAAGGAUAGUUUGGUCUACAAAAACGCCUUCACUGGACACGAUGCUGUUGAGCUGAUCGCCUACAUCAUCCGUACUUCCGACAGAAAUCUUGCGCUGCUCCUCGGCCGGUCCCUGGAUGCCCAAAAAUUCUUCCAUGAGGUUGCUUAUGCACACAGAUUGCGUGACUCUCCCAACGAGAUCUACCAGUUCAAGGAAGCUGUGGUCGAAGAGCCAGCCGAGGUCAAUGGCGUUUUCACUUUGUUGACCGAGUGCUAUUCGCCUACCUGUACACGCGACCACCUUUGUUAUUCGAUAGCAUGUCCGAGAAGAUUGGAACAGCAGCAGCGCCUUAACAUGAAGAUCCAGCCUGGUCUGAAGAGGGAAGGUUCACAAGCCAGUCUGAGGGAUGAGCCGGAAGCUGAACAGAGAUUGUGGAUCAACACUGUUUCUAAGGAUGUUGCCGACAGUGUUGACGACAAGGAAAAAGCACGCCAGGAAGUUCUUGCUGAGAUCAUGUAUACUGAGAGAGAUUUCGUGAAGGAUCUGGAAUACCUCCGCGAUUUCUGGAUCAAGCCUCUGAGAAACCCGAAUAUCUCGCCAAUUCCGGAGCAUCGGCGCGAGAAGUUCAUUCGCACCGUCUUCUCGAAUUGUCAAGAAGUCCACGCUGUCAAUGUCAGGCUUGCUAGCGCUCUUACUCGAAGACAGCAGCAGAGUCCGGUUGUGCGGAACGUUGGUGACAUCUUCCUGGAAUAUGUCCCUCAGUUCACUCCCUUCAUCAAAUAUGGUGCCAACCAGUUGUUCGGCAAGUUCGAGUUUGAGAAAGAGAAGUCCAGUAACCCGGCGUUCGCUAAGUUUGUUGAGGAGACAGAACGUCUAAAAGAAUCACGAAAACUCGAACUGAACGGUUACUUGACGAAACCCACUACUCGUCUCGCUAGAUACCCCCUACUGUUGGACGGAGCUUUGAAGAAGGCCAAGGAUGACAAUCCAGACAAGGAAGAUCUUCCACGAGCAGUCACCAUGAUCAGGGCUAUUCUCACCAGGGUAAACGAAGAGUCUGGAAAAGCAGAAAACAUCCAACAGCUUGCGCAACUCAACCAGAACUUGAAGUGGACCAAUGUGCCUUAUCAAGAUCUGAAGUUGACGGAAGAAGGACGCCAAAUGGUGUUCAAGGGUGGGCUCAAGAAGACAGCAAGUCAAGAGACCAUCGACAUCCAGGCAUAUCUUUUCGACCACGCAGUGCUGCUCGUUCGACAGAAGAUGGUCAACAAACGUGAAGAACAAAAGGUAUAUCGCAAGCCAAUCCCGCUCGAGUUGUUGGUUAUUACACAGAUGGAGGAGGUUCUGCCAAAGCUAGGCAUCACGAAACGACCCUCGUCUAGCAUGAUUCCUGGAGCUCGUACUAUCACCAGCGCCGCAACUAAGAAAGAAGACGGAUAUCCUCUGACCUUCAAGAGACUCGGAAAAGGCGGUUAUGAACUCACUCUGUAUUGCUCGACUCAAAUCCAAAAGGAGAAGUGGAUGGAAAACAUUCACGCCCAACAAGAGAAGCUUCGUGAGCGCAGCAACAUCUUCACCAAGACGAACAUCAGCCAAGGCUACUUUGCAUCCAAUAAUCGCGUCAACUGCUGCGUACCCAUCGACGGAGGCCGUAAACUGGUCCUCGGAACCGAUAUUGGUGUAUUUGUGGCAGAACGCAAGCCCAAGGAUGCCUCUCACAAGCCAAAGCGUAUGCUUGACUGCAAGUUGGUAUCACAAAUCGACGUGCUGGAACAACAUCAAAUCUUGUUGGUUCUCGCCGACAAAGUCAUGUACUCAUACCCGCUGGAUGCUCUGGACCCAGAAGACAACCAACCAACUCCCUCUAAGCGUGGGCGUAAGAUUUGCCAUGCCAACUAUUUCAAUGCUGGUAUGUGCAAUGGCCAAUUGCUUGUCUGCUGUGUCAAAUCAUCAUCAUUGUCAAGUACGGUUAAGGUGUACGAACCCAUGGACGCAAUGAUGAAGGGCAAGAAGAAGUCGGGUUUGGCGAAAAUGCUCGCAGGAGGUCAGGAAGUGCUCCGACCGUUCAAAGAGUUCUACAUUCCCAUGGAGUCGAACAGUAUUCACUUCUUGCGGUCCAAGCUCUGUGUUGGUGGUGCCAAAGGCUUUGAGAUCGUGUCGCUCGAAACGCUCGAGACACAGUCACUGCUCGACCAAGCCGACACAUCACUCGACUUUGUCGUCCGUCGCGAGAACGUCAAGCCCAUCUACAUCGAGCGGACUCCAUCAGAGUUCCUGCUGUGUUACACGGACUUCUCAUUCUUCGUCAACAAGAACGGUUGGAGGGCGCGGAACGACUGGAAGAUCAUCUGGGAGGGUGCGCCGACGGCGUUUGCAACGUGGGGCGACAAGUACAUUCUGGCGUUCGAGCAAGAGUUCAUCGAGGUGCGGUUGACGGAGACUGGAGGGUUGGUCUGUAUCUUGACUGCCAAGAACAUACGCUUCCUACAUUCGAGCUCGAGAGAGAUCCUUUACGCGUACGAAGACGAGAUGGGCGAGGACGUCAUUGCCAGUCUGGAUUUCUGGGGUCGCCCACAGUCACCAAGGCAAUGA